Talaromyces atroroseus is the source of this 1386-nucleotide messenger RNA. RefSeq lists its product as hypothetical. The transcript has a single exon. Lineage: Eukaryota; Fungi; Ascomycota; Eurotiomycetes; Eurotiales; Trichocomaceae. Bases 1 to 1386 code for a protein of 461 amino acids. The record is from RefSeq and is a predicted model, not a curated record. Gene Ontology annotation, cellular component: RNA N6-methyladenosine methyltransferase complex; nucleus. Gene Ontology annotation, molecular function: methyltransferase activity.
AUGCCUAGGAAGUCAUCAAUCCUUUACCAAAAUCCACAGCAGACGGCAUUUUUGAUCGAUGUGCCGGCAUCAAUAGAAUGGGCCCAGCUCCCAUCGUUGUCACCACGCAACGAUCAUGAUAACAGCUACAGACAACUGCUUUCUUCGAAGCCUCUGGAAAAGCCCUACCCAUCUCCACCGGAACCAAAGAGUCAAGCAGCCCGUGCUCGCUUGUUGGCUCGAAUUCCGCAAUCGGAGAUCCUAUUCCAUGAAAAUAUCGCCCCUUUCAUUCGGGGUGGCCUUGAUGGGAUCAAGAAUGGAUUUCAAGGGGUGAAUUGGUGUAAGCCUCGGAGAAUACACUCUGUUGAUCGCGGUGAUAAUGAGGAGGGCUAUAUUAAACCUAAGGGGCUGUUACGUGAACAGAAAGGGCCAGUGCCAUCACCGCCACCAAGGAAGAGAAUGAAACAGGUCAAAAACAGCUAUGAUGAGAGGAAUCUAGUGGAUUUCGUCGAAAACACGACGCAACAGCAGCCGCCGUUGAUACUAUCACCGUCAGGAGCGAAUGAGUUUUUGGGGUUAUCAGAAGUACGUGGUGUUCAGGUCAAGAAUCCAUCGCAUCUGGAGCCGGCCAUUAUUCAAUUCAGAGAAUCUGACACAGGAGAUGAAAGAAUGAACUAUGCCAUCCCUCCUGGAUCCUCCUUUGUCCUGGAUACUAUAUCAUCAACUACCAAUCAAACAUACGCACACCUCGACAUCUCACCCGUUAUUCCUGGAUUACGACCCUUAGACAAGUUUAAUUUCCUUCUCUUCGAUCCCCCGUGGCCAAAUCGCUCUGUGCGGCGUUCUUCACAGUAUCCCACUCACGGAUACUUGGAGAUAGACUCCCUAAUUACUAUCGUGCAACGGACCAUCCUCACACAUCUCAAUUUCAGUGACGAGACCAAUGAGGCGAUUGUAGGUAUCUGGACUACUAACAAUGCAAAAUCACGGCAGGCCGCAUACACAGCCUUUGAGAACACAGACCUCGAGGUCUGUGAGAUAUGGAUAUGGAUCAAGACUACUGAGGGUGGAGAGCUUGUGUCGCCGCUGGAUGGGCUGUGGCGCAAACCAUAUGAAGUUUUAUUUCUUGGAAGGCCGGAGAAAAAAAAGGAUGGCAAAGGGAUACAAAUUCAAAAAGAACCACUCAAGCGAAUUAUAGCAGCUGUGCCAGAUGAACAUUCGAGGAAACCCAACUUGAAAGAGCUUCUGGAGACUUUGUUCUUCCCUAUGGAUCAAUACAAAGCGCAAGAACAACAACAGCAUUACACUGCUCUAGAAGUCUUCGCCAGGAAUCUGACGGCUGGAUGGUGUGCUUGCGGAAACGACGUGCUUAGAUUUAAUGCUGAUAAGUGGUGGUUUCGACUCUGA